Molecule: messenger RNA, 4083 nt
Organism: Fusarium odoratissimum NRRL 54006
Lineage: Eukaryota; Fungi; Ascomycota; Sordariomycetes; Hypocreales; Nectriaceae
Exons: 2
Coding region: 1375-2055 (226 amino acids)
Source: RefSeq, a predicted model, not a curated record
ACCCACCCAUGCCCACGUUGCUUUUGAGGUUGUUUGCUUGCGGAAGGAUCAUCAUCCAGCGACGUAAAAAAGUUCUAAACGACACACGGAGGACUGGCAAGCGACAGUUCAGGGUGCAGCGGCUUCAAGCAGCUCGCCAUCCGCCAGCAUGAGGGAGGAUGAGGCUGCCGAGACCCUCGUCAGCUGCGGAACUUGGCAACCUGAACAGCUAGAUCAACAGCGCUAGACUCUGAGUUGUAGCCGCACUCCUCUUGUCAGGCCGUUGAAACAAGCCCUCUGGCUUCUGCAAGCCCACAUAUCUUUUUCGACGCUAACAAGCUCCAGGCCAAAGGCCCUAGUCCGGCCACAAGCGCUCCUCACCGUAGAUCUAGGGGUUAAAUCCGGGUUGAUACCAUUCGCUAGCCCGAGUUUUUGGAACUGCGAGGAGCUUGCGGAACAGCAACUCCCCUUGCCCCGGCAGACCAGGUCUCCAUCGGAGGCAUGGUACAUACAGCAGCUUGCAGGUACGGCGUAAGCUUGGUCUGCGGAAGUUUGCUCUUGUCACUUCUCCCUUGUCUUUUUUGUCGGCUCACUGGUAGGCUGGUCCUGGCGUAAUACGCUAUCGACCGAUGGCCCAGCCAAGGAAGGUCUCUAUCCGUUGGGGACUUGGGAAGAAAAUCCUUUUCAAUCAUGAAAUUAUCCGGUUGAGAUGGUUCGUAGCCAAUGAAGAACCUUGUCCCACUUGACUACAUGGGCUACCAGGCUGCGCAGACUGGGAAGAGGGGCAUCAUAUUCGCUGAUCUACGAGGGGAGUUUAUGCAAAUCAGAAUCACAUUCACAUUAAUAACAUAACUGGCCCUCAUCCGAAGCUGUCCAGAGUUGGAAAGCUCUUGCAAGGCUGAAGAGAAGGACGUGGCAUUGGACGAUUCGGUUUGUCUGGGUGCACCCCAUUAAUGACCUAUGACCAGACGCCACUGUCACCUCUCCAGUGGGAAUGACACAAUGGCUUCGGUUUCUUUGUUAACGGACCCUGCAAAAUACAGAGACAGACCCAGCUUUUCUUUCUUGUGCUCCUGAUGCCUGCCGAUGAACCCGACACUCUCCCACUCUCCCACUCUCCCACCUCCGAGGAGCAGCAGCACCAGGGCGUGAAGUAAGGCGAGGUGUGGCUCAAAUGCACCCGACAGAUGAGAAUCCUGGCGGACGCAAUCUUCCUUGAGCUCAAGUCAAAAAUUCGGCGGCACAAUCGGCUGCCCGCUGGAAGCCCCCCAUAUAGGCCAACCAGUCCGCUGUCUGACACAUUGGGGAACCCAACCUGCGGUUCUUCAUGAUAUUCAUGGAUGCUCCAUUAUCCGGGUUCCUGGAUCUAGAAGAAUUCUAGCGGAUCCGUUCAUCAUGAGUUCUUCACAGUCGCCAAGUUUUACCGCCGAAUUUAUCAAAGAAGAACCCGGAAAGCCAGUCCCCCAGAAGCCCGUCCGAAGAAGGGGUCUGAAUGAUCAGAUAAAAUGGGUUAAGGCGUGGAUGUCGAAGUUACCUCAAGGGGAUGAGGAUUGGGACAACAACAAACCUUCGACACUAGAAGACAUUCUCCGUCUGCGUGAUCGUCUGACCAUCUCUCACGUUGAGUCGCGUCGGGACAUGGACUGGCUCACUCUACUCGAGACCUAUGCCGCUGCUUCCAAAGACUUUGAGGGACGAGAAACUCAGCUUCACUGCAUGGUAAUGGUCGCAGCCUGUCACGUGGCUCAUGAUCAGGGCCUUACCAUAAACGAUGUUAUGGAUGCCAUGGCUAAGUGCGUUACUGGAGGCAGUGAUACUCUUAGAUCCAAGCGAUUUGCACUGCCCAAGUGUGUACAGAUUGGCGAUGAACUUGCUAAAGUACUGGGACCGCGGGCAUAUGAGCUCCCAUUGAGAGUAAACUCGUAUUUUACUUUUGGCCAGCACUUUACCGUCGAAUGCUUCCCGAUACUGCGCAGAGAGUCUGCUUUUGCGCAUCGUCCAAACAACAAACUGCCCUCAGAGUUACUCCGAAUCCCAAGUCUCGUCUAUGAACUCUGUGACGGGAAGGUUAGGUAGGUGACGGUGUCACGUCACUCCUGUGUCGAUUCCUGGACUCACAAUCGGCAGUCUACAACAGAUCGAAAAGGCUCUAGAGCCAGGCGGUGCGAAGGCCAAGGCGAGAUCGAAGUCACAGACGAAGUCGAAGGCGAGGUCGACGGGCAGCCCAGACAGCACCUGGAGUGUCGUUUCGAGCGCGGAUAUGGAACAUGAUAUGAUACACAUCAUGAAAUAGAACUUGUCGUUUGUCGGAAAGUCUAUAUGGGUUCCAGGUGGAGAGGGAUGUAGAGGAACCUUAUGUGUCCUCCUUGAGCUUUCAGCCCCGUUUCCCGGAGAUGAAGGGCAGAUGUUGGUUCCCAUGUCUCCUUCUGCGAAGACCGUUUGUCUCUGGAAACGAGCUCAACAUCGUAUUUUGUGUUUCCGAGGGCCACGACAAUUGCAGUAUACCCUUUUAGCAAUGUCGAAGUGUUGCCUUUUUCGAGACGAAAAGCCUGGGGGCUAAUUUCAGGCAUUUUGAGAUCUUUAAUGACCAUUCCAAACCCUCUAGCCCACGACUUGAGAUCCUCUUCCUACAAAGCAUUAACAUGUGAUGAAACCAGGGGUUUAAGUUACUCCAAGAACAAGAAUAACGGAAGGGCAAAUAUUACCAGAUCUUGUAACAAAGCCUCACACAGUAGUCCACAUGACUUGGGUAAACCAUAAGUCAAUAACCCUUCUUUCUUCUCAACGGGAAAGAGAGUCAAAACUUCUGUCGUUGCAUCUUGUUGUAGAGCCUGCACAUGAGGGCUUAGAGGCAUCAGCCUAUACAAAGGAGUUGUCAUGCUUGGGUACUUUCAUUGCAUAAGUUGUGUGCCGCCAAGGAGAUUUAGAAGACAGCCGGGACCUACAGAAAAAGGCACAGUCAACCUGAACUACCUUAACAAUUACUGUAUUCGUACACGACACGUUAGGCAGCUACCUUGGAAAAUAAACAGGGGUGCCUCAGGCUUCACGGCAGAUCAGAUCGUCCGCCGGGGAUUCAGGAUGGAUACCGUGGUGAUCCCCUAUGCGAUGGCAACCUGGUUAUAUGGGCGCCGGGAAAAGAGAGAACUCGUAUCGUGGAUUUUUCUCACCCAAGUAUGUACUUUCAUGCUUCUUGGCGUGGGAACCCUCAAUGUCCGCAAUGCUUAUUCUGCGAGACAAUUACUGGCCUUUGCUAUACCCACGCCAGGCUUGCCGAGAGAGAAGAAGAGCCCCAGCCCAACCGUUGACGGACGGAUCUUUUCUUCCACCAGCACGCGAUGGCUGCAUAUUUCCGCUAUUUAAGUAAAUGAGAUAAAACUAGUGACGCAGAAUUUUCUUGGUUGAGUCUGAAAUGCAUGUUUUAAAAGGCUGCAAGCCUGGAUUUAGUCUGCAGACAAGUGAGAUGAGAAGCUAGUCAAUGAGGCGUGAGCAAGUUUUCCCCUCGUCAGGCUCUUGCAACCUUUCUGGAAUAUCGUUGCGGCCUAGAUCUACGAUGCCUGAAGAUCAUCUUGGUCAGGUUCUAGAAGAUAACGUUUCGUGUAUCUAGCCUUGCCUCAUUCGUCUUUAGCUCUCCAACCUCGCUGCCUUCGAGUUUCAAAGAACAUCACCAUUCAGUUCCUUUCAGUUGAGAUGAGUCUUUGAGCUAGGUAGCCUGGACUCUUGAGAAAUCAGUCUCGCAAGCUUAUCCAAGUCCGUUAAGCUUGUAACUUUGCUAAAGUAGAUAGGCAUGUCAAUAUUGUCCACUUUUUCGUCAAGCGUGUUUGUGUUUGUGUUAGCUUUCGGCUCUAAUGUGAUCGCCCGGAAAUGAGGUAUUGGCCCACUCCUUCUUUGGACGGAUGUGAUGCCAGCCUCAGAUCUACUCUAAGGCUUGGAUUGGUAGGACUCUCGGUAUUUGCUGGCGCCUUCUUUUGGGUGCUGGUCUCUGACUCGCGAGCUUCCACCAUUUCCGUGUCUCCACCUUGGCUAAGCACCGGACCAGGAAAACGGGGUUAUCCAUGAUCAUGGACUAAAAAUCACCAGAAAUGGAGGUAAGACAGACUGAAA